Lymnaea stagnalis (great pond snail) is the source of this 1057-nucleotide messenger RNA. The record is from the annotation of a GenBank genome assembly. NCBI's taxonomy places the organism in Eukaryota, Metazoa, Mollusca, Gastropoda, Lymnaeidae.
GCUAACUUGAAGGUUCAAAGAACGUGAAAUCAUGGGCUCAAAAUCGAGGACAUUUGAUUGUCUGUAUGAUGUGAAGUCCUUUGUUAUGGACUCGACUCAGAGAGAAAUCGCUUUUCUCGCGCACUAUCUCGGCUACGGCUGGUGUGGAGGAGGUCCGAAUAGCGCCAUCGGUGAAGGUUUUGUACGUGAUGGGGACACACUGCGUUCCGACCUCAACGGAAUUCCUGACGGAUACAUGAAAGAGCAACGCCUCGCCAUGGCAUAUGGCGACUGGGGUUUUUCAAUCAAGGAAAUAACCUAUGGUGAUCCUGUGGUAGAGGAGCUGAAACCCGAGUCUAUUGACAGUGGAGCGAUUUACAACAACGAUGCGACAGAAGUUACCAAGAGCUUUGAAAGAUCAGAGACCUGCGUGCGCAGUGUUACCCACACGACUACAAGCGGUUGGAAAAAAAGCCACGAGUUGGGUCUGACAUUCAGCUACACACCUCCAUCACUAACGGGUGGACCUGGAGGUUCGAUCGCCUACAAAUUUAACUACGAGUCCUCCAAAACCACCACUGACGAGACCAACAACCAACAGUCCAACACGUUUUCCAUCAACUCGUCUAAAACCCUUAGGCCCUACUCGGCGGUCAAGUGGGAUCUCAUGGUGUCCAAGACCAAGACGACCGUCCCUUACACUGCCGUUAUUCUGAUGAAGUUUUCCACCGAACUUCAGGGAUUUCUGAGAUGGGGAGGAGGUCCUGCCAACCCAGGAACCAAUUACCAUUACCAGUUCCGUGGAAGCGGCAAACGCCCAACUUUCAACUUCCGUUUCGGGGAUGGUCAAGUACCUUUCUACACUGCACUGAAACGAAGCAACGAGACCAACAGCAGACCGUGGUUGUGGCGAGACAUGGAACACGCCUACCCAGAUGCCCAAGACCGCAUCAAUGCCUUAAUCAACGAAGAUCGCUUUGUCUUCACACUGACUGGGAGAUUUGAGGAUGUAGUCGGCAAAAAAGUUGAUAUUCACUGGGACACUAUUCCCUUGGUCCUCCAUAAUGCUGAGCAAUGA